UUGCCCUUCUCCUCUCCAUUUUCCUUUAUAUGCACCAUCGCAUCAUCACAUCUUCUUCACAAGAACAAGAUCAAGAAGAGCAAAACAUGGCAGAGAAAGAGAAGCCUGCAAGUACUGCAUUAACUCCGAAGAAGCCCACCAAGCCUGAGUUGCCUCCGGUACCGGAUUGCUGCGCUCAACCAUCCUACCAGUGGUUGUGUGCUAGCAAGAAGUGUGCAUCGUGCGGGACGGUGACCAUGUUGACCAUGCAAUAUUGCCUGCCACCUUCUCCGCCACCACUUCCUGGCCAUGCUUGUUGCUCUGGCUGUGCCCAGUUGAGGAUCUGUCAAUCUCACUGUGGUUGUGGUUGUGGUUGUGGUUGUGGCCAGACUAAACCUUGCCAACGUCGCUGUGGUGGUGGUUGUGCUCAAUCUAAGCCUUGCCGAUCUUCCUGUGGUUGUGGCCAGUACCAUAAAACUUAACCUCACUGCAUGCAUGUUGCUAGCUGUGGUUAUUGUGAUGGGGACUCCAAAACAACUCUCUACUUUAUCUAAAUAAGUUGAGGAUAACCCAUAAAUCCUAUAUAUGGAUCAUGAUGUGACCAACCAGAUUGCUCUUAUUCCAUGUCUUCCUCAGUGUGCUAUCAUGCAUUUGAGUUCAUAUGUUUUAUUUUAUUUUGUUGUUUUUUUUUAUGCUUUGCAUCUGUUGUUGGUGGAGUACACGAUCCAGUACUUAUCCCGUUUAUUCUGCUAGCCGCAGUCUUGAUUGGUCUUGUUAAUUUGAUUAUGCUUUGAAUGUUUUGUAAUUGUGUCUUUCUAUUAAAUAUAAUUGUGAUUUAAUGUGA
Dioscorea cayenensis subsp. rotundata (Guinea yam) is the source of this 823-nucleotide messenger RNA. Its product is annotated as small cysteine and glycine repeat-containing protein 2-like. NCBI's taxonomy places the organism in Eukaryota, Viridiplantae, Streptophyta, Magnoliopsida, Dioscoreales, Dioscoreaceae. The transcript is spliced from 2 exons. The record is from RefSeq and is a predicted model, not a curated record. Bases 30 to 461 code for a protein of 143 amino acids.